AUGACUCUUCGCCAACUUCUGAUCAACUUUCUCAGCAAGAUGGAAGCCAGCCCAUUUGCGCGGUUCUUUCGAGAGGAGCUUGACAUCACCAACGUCUCAGGACAUACGCUGGCAAUGAAAAAAUCCAUCAAUCUCAGAGACAUCCAAGCCAAGAUCGAUACAUACACGUCCGUGGAGGAAUUCACACGUGAUGUACAACUGAUAAAGAACAACGCCCACCUUUAUGGCAGUGAUCACCCUGUCGCAGAAGCUGCAGAUGGACUGUUUGAUCUCUGUCUCCACGAGAUGUCUGAAGCGACCGACGACCAUGUUCUUGCCWAUCACACCACCUUGAUCAACUGUCCAACGUGUCGGAUCGCGAUGUGUGGAAGUUGCGACAAGGUCGCAGAGUGGGGGCAUGUAUGCGACGAUACUGAGCGCAAGCAAGAGCUGGCCAUGCUCAAAAAGUUUGGGUACAAGCGGUGCCCACGCUGCGGCCAAGGAGUCAAAAAGAUGUUUGGAUGCAGCCAUGUCGUGUGCCGGUGCGGCGCUGGGUUUUGCUGGACCUGCGGACAGAGUAUCGACGUCUGCCAGGGGGCUUGCGGUGCGCCCGGGGCAGACAACGAGGAAGUCAUCGACGGGACAGCCAUCGAAGAAUCUAACGCACAGAUGCCCGGCAGUGGCGACAACCAAGCGGAGCCGGAAAACCUUGACGCUGGCGGCGCGGAACGCUGGCACGAGUGGAAUUUCGGAGACGAGCCAGAAGAAGGAGCAUAUAACCAGGUGUGGUCGUGUCACCAUCUGUUCAAAAAGUGGCGCGGUUCCAAGGACGGUUUCUUCCACGGCGACUUGCAGCUGAUCGAAUGCAACCGCUGCUUCAAAGCCUGUCCAAUGGGCGAGGGAGCUUCGAGAUGCAAGGUGUGUGGCCUGCUGGUUUGUUCUAGCUGCGAGGAUUUCUUCGAGCAAUCUUGA
This is a messenger RNA of Ramularia collo-cygni, 951 nucleotides long. RefSeq lists its product as uncharacterized. Gene Ontology annotation, cellular component: ubiquitin ligase complex. Gene Ontology annotation, biological process: protein linear polyubiquitination; proteasome-mediated ubiquitin-dependent protein catabolic process. The transcript is spliced from 3 exons. Bases 1 to 951 code for a protein of 316 amino acids. Gene Ontology annotation, molecular function: ubiquitin binding; ubiquitin-protein transferase activity. NCBI's taxonomy places the organism in Eukaryota, Fungi, Ascomycota, Dothideomycetes, Mycosphaerellales, Mycosphaerellaceae. The record is from RefSeq and is a predicted model, not a curated record.